Apis mellifera (honey bee) is the source of this 1787-nucleotide messenger RNA. RefSeq names its product homeobox protein Nkx-2.5-like. Gene Ontology annotation, molecular function: DNA-binding transcription factor activity, RNA polymerase II-specific; RNA polymerase II cis-regulatory region sequence-specific DNA binding. Bases 453 to 1481 code for a protein of 342 amino acids. The record is from RefSeq and is a predicted model, not a curated record. Gene Ontology annotation, cellular component: nucleus. NCBI's taxonomy places the organism in Eukaryota, Metazoa, Arthropoda, Insecta, Hymenoptera, Apidae. Gene Ontology annotation, biological process: cell differentiation; regulation of transcription by RNA polymerase II. The transcript has 3 exons.
AAGUCUCUCCGGGAGCGACAAGCACACUUGACCGAAGCACGCUCGCCACGGAAGGGUGCAGCAACGCCGUGUGCCCUCUCGAGUGCUCGCGAGUGACAAUUAAUAAACGCCGCGUCGCGCCGCGUCCAUCGUGCUUUUCCUCCUACUCCUCUUCGCACACAAGUUGGCCAGUCGACCCGUGACCACCACCGUGCGUACACCACAGAGAAUAGCGAGACGAUUUUUACCAUGACGAUUUCCUUUCCUUGAAAAAAGGAAAGAUUCGUGGAAUUUUAAGAUUUAAGAAAGUGUCAAACGAUGUGUCGGGGAUGGAUUGAUCGAUGAGAGUGCGAAACUAGAGAUUGAUCGAAGGGAUGGAACAAGAUAAACCAGAAUCGAAGAAGAAGAUUUGAAAAGAGGAAGGUGAAUCGAGAGAGAGAGUUUUAAAUACGAUUGUUUUCGGAAAAAGAAAAAUGUCGGAUAUCGUAGAGGACGACAAACGAAGCGAGGCUUCCCCAAAACCUUCCCAACUGACCCCGUUCAGCAUAGCUGACAUACUCAGCAGGAGAACUUCUUGCGCGGAGCGGCGAGCUUCAGAGUCGGAAGAGACGCAAGGUGCUCCGUCGUUCGCGAGGAAGACCCAUCAGGUGCGAGAGUACGACUGCACAUCCGAUAAUAUAGAGCACAGGGGAAGCCAGGAGGAUCGUAAUCAGAUGGCCAGAUUCUCGAGGCUACCUUCCCCGGAUCUGAGCGUGGCCCGAGAGCUGGACAUCCUUACGAGGAACCUGGUCCACGCCAAUAUCUCCAACUUCGGCACUAUACCGCAGUUGGCCCAGGGAACGUUCAAGCACCUCGAGAAUCUGGGGAACAUGGGUGGUUAUCAGCCGGUGAAGGACUCGAGGGAAGCUCUGCAGAGGCAGCAGGACGAGGCGUUGGACAUGAGCAAGAAUAAAUAUUUGGAGGACGGAGAGGAGGAUAUGUACGAGGCGCAGAAUCACGGGCAAAAUCUUCAGAGCAGGAAGAAACGGAGCAGAGCGGCGUUCUCUCAUGCGCAGGUUUACGAAUUGGAGAGAAGAUUCGCGGCCCAGAAAUAUUUGUCGGGCCCUGAACGGGCGGACCUAGCGCGGGGAUUGAAGCUGACCGAGACCCAGGUCAAGAUCUGGUUUCAAAACAGACGGUACAAGACCAAAAGACGGCAGCAACAGGAGCUAGGGGCUCUGGUUAAUUCCGGGAACGCGAGGCGCGUCGCGGUUCGAGUCCUCGUGCAUCCGGACGAGCAUCUGAGGGGAUUGCCACUUCGUGGUUCCGGCCAACUUCCCGGCCAAAUGUCAGCCCCGCAAAUUCAUCCGGCGAACAAAGCGCUCGGCGGUUUCCCAUACUACUGCCUCCCCUAUCAUCCCCUGCUCUGCCCGCCCCUCCACUCCACUCAUAUUCAGGUGCAAAACACUAUCGCGCCGGACCUGGAUCCGAGCCAAUUGGCCAAACUCAACGACGAGAAGUAAAUCGAAAAUUUUUCCCUGAUUACGGAUCGGAUCGAGAUAUUAAAGUAGUGUUCGGCUGGGAUUGUUCGAACGUUCUCUUGUUGUGUGUACAGGGUGUUAAUAAAAUUUGCGGACAACAUCUUUCGGAAUGGUUCGAUUCUAGAAACGAAAAUGAAUAUGUAAAAGACUCGAGGAUUAUUAAAAAUCAAAAAUUUUAGACUAAAUGGAAAUAUCGUUGGUGAAAACGAAGUGAAAAAAUCUAUUUUAGGUUUGUUCAAUAUUAUCUUGUUUAUUGAUUUAUUUCCUUUCACUGUAUUCGAUUGAAAG